UCGUCUCUGAACACCCGGAAGUAAACAGGAACAAUAACUGAACCAGACAGACGCCGGUGAUUUUUAGGGCAAAGCAACCUCAGGGACGAUGGAGGAAUAUAACUCUGGGGAUGAGGUUAUCUUCAACGCCGAUGAGAUCAAUAUUUCAGUCAAAGAGUGUAUCGAAGGUGUUAUUGGAGGAACAGAUUACGACCAGAGUAAAGUGAACCAGUGGACGGCCAGUAUAGUGGAGCACUCUCUGACUCACCUGGUCAAACAGGGACGGCCGUUUAAAUACAUAGUAAACUGUUCGGUCAUGCAGAAGACUGGCGCUGGUCUCCACACAGCCAACUCCUGCUACUGGGACACGGCCACUGAUGGAAGCUGCACGGUGAGGUGGGAGAAUCGCACAAUGUACUGUGUGGUCAGUGUGUUCGCUAUAGCCGUGGCGCUGUGAAGCCUCAAGACGCUGAUCUCCACUUCCCCAAACUUGAAACCAUCACCAAGAAGACGUGAAGACCUUCUGAUGACUCCCUCUGGUAGAAUUUCAUGCAGCGAGUUGGAUAUAUACAGGAGAAGAUGUUUAGACUCAGAGUUGUGCUGUGAUGGUCCAUGAUGUGCAUUCAUGACUGAGAAAUGUAGCCUUGAAGGGAGAAGGAAAAUGACAUGAGGGGACCUGUGGCAGUACAAAAAAAAUAGUCCACGUAAUCGGGCAUGAAAAUUUAAGAUAUUAUCCACAUGUUGUAAUCUCUGUGUAAUGUAGAACUUGUUUUCCCAUACGCCUCGGCUGUGCGUUGUGUUUAGUGCUAAUUAGCAAAUGUUAGUCUGUUAAAGAUGGUGAAUGUUAGAUUAAUAGUGUUGAGUUCAAAGGGCUGCAGUGUCUCACUGACUGGCUAACAUGGCUGUUAACUCUUCUUCUCAUUUCUCCUCUUCAGUACAUUCCUCUUUAAAACUGACUGAACUGUUGCCGUUGUAGAUGCUGUUGUGUUUGAUUUGGAACCUGACUACUUGUGUACAAUGUCUCUACAAGUCUACAUUCAUUUUUUCAAUCAUUUAUACUCCUCUGUUACUGUAAAGAUUGGAGAGUGUGUAUUUCCAGGUUUUAGAUGUUUAAUGCUUAGUCCUGACAAGCGAUGCACUUUAAAAAAAACAAAAAAAGACUUGCUCUGAAGAAAUCCUGGAAAUUGUCUGUUGAAUUAAUGUAAACUGUUGAGUAAAUGAAUUUGCUGGAAA
Labrus mixtus (cuckoo wrasse) is the source of this 1212-nucleotide messenger RNA. Its product is annotated as dynein light chain Tctex-type 3-like. NCBI's taxonomy places the organism in Eukaryota, Metazoa, Chordata, Actinopteri, Labriformes, Labridae. Gene Ontology annotation, molecular function: dynein intermediate chain binding. Gene Ontology annotation, biological process: microtubule-based movement. Bases 89 to 436 code for a protein of 115 amino acids. The transcript has 5 exons. The record is from RefSeq and is a predicted model, not a curated record. Gene Ontology annotation, cellular component: cytoplasm; kinetochore; cytoplasmic dynein complex.